Molecule: messenger RNA, 1913 nt
Organism: Aspergillus candidus
Lineage: Eukaryota; Fungi; Ascomycota; Eurotiomycetes; Eurotiales; Aspergillaceae
Product: inositol-pentakisphosphate 2-kinase
Exons: 2
Coding region: 371-1426 (351 amino acids)
Biological process (GO): inositol phosphate biosynthetic process
Cellular component (GO): nucleus
Molecular function (GO): ATP binding; inositol-1,3,4,5,6-pentakisphosphate 2-kinase activity
Source: RefSeq, a predicted model, not a curated record
AAAAGGAAAAAAAAAAAAAAAAAGAAAUCCUUAUCAAACACCCCCGACAUCCAGUCCGGCUAGUGUUUGGGUUUCAUACAUUCUUUCAGGCCUGUCCAACGAUCUACAUCCUCGCGCAUGGAAAAUCGUUUUUUGCUUUUUCACAAUCAGCUCCACGCGCUGCCCGCCCCAUCGCACUAUUUAAUGAACGCCCAGCUCUCGUGCUCAUCGGCGAGAAUUCAUACAUCGCAGGACGUCGAUCUGCUUGGUCAAAGCGUCCCGAGGUCAACCCUACGGUCGCUCGUCUCGAACCAGCAGGGAGUCGUCGUGCCGGCCAUGAUUCUUUUCGUCGAACAUCUAUCUCCAAUAUUUUCAUUGACGACUUGAACGGAUGACCAAAUCGAAUUCCCUCGAGCUCCCCGUCGGGGCUCGACUCGUCUACCUGGCGGAGGGCGGCGCCAACAUCAUUUACCGCAUCGUGGCGCCACUCGCGAACGGAACCUACGGGCCCAAGAAUGGGAUCUCGGGGAGGGGGCACGUGGCCGGCGCCUUCGAGUCGCAUGCUGUCCCGAAGGAGUUGAGGGGAAAGCUGCUGCGUCUCCGAAAGGACACCCCGUCCGGGGUUCCGUACCAGGAGAUCUCCCGGAAUUUCGAUCGCAACAUUCGGCCUCUUUUUAAAUCGGAGGAGCUCGUGGACCAGGAGCUGAUCCGCCUUCCCCUAGGCUUGGUUUCGUGGUGCAACGAGCAGCUACGUCUCGCGGAGGUGAACGGCCGACGACCGAAACGACGCCAUGGGGUGUAUCUUUCCCUUAACGAGCCCUUUGGGCUGCUGGUCACAGAUAUGACGCCGUUCGGCGACCCGCGGACGGUGCUGGCCGAGUUCAAACCCAAGUGGCUACUACAGUCGCCAACGGCGCCGGGAAAUGCGCGCCGGUGUCGCACCUGCGCGUUGCGGGAACUCAAAAACCACGACGAUCGGAGACGCGGGGGCCAAGAUGAACCCUCCUUCUGCCCGCUCGACUUGAUCUCCGACAAGUUCGAAAAUGUCCUCCGGGCCACCCGGUUCAUCAAAGGCUGCAAAGACCAACGGCGCCUGGCACGGAUCCUACACCGAAACCACACGCUACACAGACUCGUGGCGCACCAAGUCGCCAUGGGCGAUGUGGGACUCCACGGUCCCGCCGCGCACUCCCGGGACAAAUCCCUCGCCAUGACCCUGCGGGACUGCACCAUGUUCAUCAAGAUGUCACGGGACGAAGACGGUCCUGUCGAAGUGCGACUGGGAGAUUUAGAUUUGAAGACGGGAGCCGGCGGGAAAGCCAAGUACUGGCAAGAUCUGGAACGGCAACUGAUUGGCGAUGGAUGGUACAUGGGGCAUCACAGCGGGAUGCAUGCCAGCGAAUGCGCAUUGCAAGGGCCGCGAGGAUGUCCCCAGCCAUCGAUAUAGACUUUUAUUUCUUUUUUUCUCCUUCAUUUCUCCCUCUUCUUUUCCCUUCUUCUCUCCUUCUUCCCUCUUUAUCCUUCUUCUUCUUCCUCUGACUUUUUCUUACACCUCUUUUUAUUUCCCCCCUUUUUCCUCUAUAUUUUUUAUUCGAUAUAUACCUACCCUUCAUCGGAAUGUUUCCGCGUCCGUGCGACUUACGAGGCUAAACGGCAUGGCGAAUGGGAUUCGGCAGCCCCAUUCCUUGGAUGCACGUGGCCCUUGCACUGGUCUCCUAUUUUCUCUUCUCACUUCUCUCUUCUCUUUUCUUAUUUUCCUCGGUCAUGGUUGGUGGGUUCUGUUUCAGCGUGGCAAUCGGAUAUCCCUAGCAUUGUGGUUCUGGUUACGGUAUGGAGUUCGGUUUGGACGGUCUACAUGAGGACUUGUCAAGUUCAUUCUAGCAUACCCAUUAUACUUAGUGUUUACAAUAUUAUUCCACGAGCAUUGAUUCUCA